Setaria italica (foxtail millet) is the source of this 879-nucleotide messenger RNA. RefSeq lists its product as uncharacterized. The transcript has 3 exons. Gene Ontology annotation, molecular function: protein binding. The record is from RefSeq and is a predicted model, not a curated record. The coding region runs from base 1 to 879 and encodes 292 amino acids. Lineage: Eukaryota; Viridiplantae; Streptophyta; Magnoliopsida; Poales; Poaceae.
AUGGGUUCCUCCAUGAGCCACCACAGCAGCAACACGCCGUCGACGAAGUCCAUCCCGGCCGAUGCCCUCGCCGAGAUUCUCCUCCGCGUCCCACCUCACCCCACCUGCCUCGCCCGUGCCUCGCUCGCCGGCAAGGGCUUGCGGGGCGUCAUCACCAGCCCCGACUUCCUCCGGACCAAUUUCCUUCCCAUCGGCGGCUCGUCGAACCGCGUCUCCGCUGCGGCCUUUGACCCCAUGGAGCCCGGUUGGCGCGUCGUUGACAGCCGCCACGGUCGGGUCCUGCUGCGAAGCCCUGACCGGCUUCGCUUCCUGGUCUGGGAGCCCAUGGCUGGGCGCCGGAGGUACAUCGACGCUCCGCCGCCGCAUCACGUGGAGCACUAUAAGUUUAGCAACGCUGCGCUGAACGUCCUGUACUGGACGAUGGCUGGAGUCAUGGGGUCUCAGGAAGGUAUCCUGAGCUUCGAGCUGGAGGCGCAAAGGCUGUACCUUAUCGGGCAGCCGGCUUACAUUUUCGAUCCCGAGCGCGAACACGUGCAGGUGAUGAAGGUGGAGGACGGCAAGCUUGGACUGGUCGCCGCCUGUGGCUUAUCCCUCCAGCUGUGGGGGCUCGUUGAGUACAAUGGCGAGGGCAGGGAGCGGUGGUUGCUGGACCGGGAGACAUACUUGGAUGCUGACAUGGCUCCCCCGGAGCCGAUUUUCGAAGACUACUACGUGAUCUGGAUUUUGGGUGUGGAAGGUAGCAUUGUUUUCUUGCGCACCGAGGCUGGGAUCUUUGAGGUGGACCUGCAGACCGAGGAGUUCAAGAGGCUGUGGGAUGGGAACGUGAUCAAAACAUUGUAUCCCUACAGAAGCUUUUAUCGUCAAGGUUCUACCAUCUAG